Porites lobata is the source of this 3566-nucleotide messenger RNA. NCBI's taxonomy places the organism in Eukaryota, Metazoa, Cnidaria, Anthozoa, Scleractinia, Poritidae. The record is from the annotation of a GenBank genome assembly.
AUUUACUUAGAGCUUAUUACGGCACAAUAAAAUAUUAUUUGUUACCUUUUAACAGCCAUGUUAUCUUUGGAAGCGUUCUCCGUCGCUUUGGUUUGGCUUUUAUCACUGUUUCUUACGGGUGAGUAGUCUUUUAUGCAUAGUUGAGUGACGGAACUUUAUGGUGCAAUUACUAAGAGUAAGGGCCACGUUUCACUAAACAACGUAUUUAAACGGACGUGCGACCCGGCAGUUUCUGUCGUAUGACUCGUGACUUUUCACUAGAACACUUUUUGAAGUAAGCGUGCCGAAAUGUUUGUUGUCCUGGACAAGGAAAUGUUUUGCAAAUAUUAUAUUCCUGUCCAAUUUUUUAUUAAGCGUUCUGGUUGCCUUUGGGUCAAGGGAAGUUUAUUAUAGACGGUAGUUUAGUUUGCUGGAGGCCAGCUAUUCGCAUAUAUUAUGGACUGCAAAGAAUUUCUAGAUCAUGAUACGCAUCCCUUUUGUUCCAGAGGAACAAAACAGGUUCGAAUGGGUCAAAAUAAAGCUCUAAUAAUCACUUCAAGUCGUUGUUUUACAGGUGUCGCUUGCAACAUUACACAAGUUACGGUCCAUGUUAGUGAGGAUGCAGAGCUGCUUUUCUGUCGAUCACAGAAUGAUAGCAGUGAAAAUUUUCGUGGUUAUCGGGUAUGGAAAGAUGAAGAUAACAAUAUUUUCAUUACUUUGUCAAGUGCAAAUGCCAAUGGAAAUUGCACCGAAAACGUCAUGAUGAAGCCGUUUUGCACCGCGAGGACAGUGUUCUCGGCGUACAACCAAACGCAUUUAUUACUUAAAAUCAAGAAUACCAUUCAUAGCGAUGGAGGACUGUAUGGACUUGGCACUGUAUUCGAGAACCUAAGCGGCAAUCACUUGGAAAUGACGAAUUUGUCCGUUAUAGAACUUAAAUUAGAUGGUAAGUAAAACAUUUACUUAGAUGAGCUACUUAAAUUAGGUCGGUUUGUUCUAAAACAUGUAAACUAUAUUAUUAAAGUGCUAAUUAGUCCUCGACUUCUGCAUACAAAAAUAAAGUCAAUCUGAGAAUUUUUCCUUAGUUUGUUUUGGGAUCAUAUAAUUUGGCAACAAUUUAUUGCGAGAAAGAAUCACCACAUGCAAGGUAAUCCAGAUUCCGGAAUCAGGGAAAUUUUUGUUCGUGGAACCUGGAAUCCUGGACUUUGGAGUCCGGGAUUCAGUUUGAGGACUUCGGAAUCCGGCUAACGAUUGCAAUCUGGAAUCCAGGUUUCUGCUAGCAAGGAAUCCGGAAUUGAGUACUGAGAAUCCCAAAUCCACAGUGUGGAAUCCAGAAUCCAGGACUGCGUUAGAUACGGUACCUUACAUUGGGCAAUUAAAACAAAGAAAUAAGAAACAAAAACUGGUCUCGUCCAGAUACAAGAAUGCUGGUUAAGUUAAACUAACGUUAGUUUCCUGCUGAAAAUAUAAACAAACACUUAAAGCUAUAUCUUUAUUUUUUUUUUUCACUCUUUCCUCCUCAGGAAUGUCAACUGUUCGUACGUCUUUAAUGUCAACCAGAGAUUCAGAUCAAACAACCGGUAGGAACUUUUCCUCUUGCACGGUUUUAGUGGCGUCUCUAAUCAACUAGCUAUUCUCAUGCUGUAUACUGCAUUGAAACCGUCUUGUCCCAAUUUUUUGAUAACUUUUAUGUACGUCACUGUAACCAUUGUCAGAGAUGCUAGUAAUUGUUUUUUUUUGUUGGUGGCGUAGAGGUUCUACUUGUUAUCGUAGUUAGAGUAUGGUUAGUGUAUCGCCUAAGCAUACCUUUGAGUAGCUUUUACAUAGUAAAACUCAAGGGCUUUGGAUCUUGAGAAAACACUGGACAAGUGUAAACCCUUUUUUUGUUGGGGAAGGGGGAGAGAAGGGGAGCUAGGAUGCAUACUUCAUUGGAAAAUUAAAGAAAAUGAAACACCCGAACUGCAGUUCACAGCUUUUUGCACCUUUUUCGAGUUUUUGAAGGCGAAACUCUUCCUAAAAUGCUACUAACUGCUACAAAAGAACCGAACGUACAUUUCACGGAUCCAAAAGGCCGGAAGUUUUUUUUUUUUUUUAAAGGGGAUUUUCUUUUGGUCACAAAUUAAACCAAAAAGUAGCGCUAAACACAGAAACUUAACCAUACUCCUGACAGCAACCACUCCAACUAAAGCAACCAACUGCUGGAUUAUUGGAGAUAACCUAAUAUAGUAUUAAAUUAUCAUUUUAUUAAGUGGAUCAUUUUUGGCCUGAUUGAUUCAGUUAAUUCAGAACACGGUAGUUUUUCUCGUAGUCUAAGUCAGGAUUUUCAGAUUUAAUUUUUUCCUCCAGCCCGAAAAACGGACACCUAGAAUUGCUCCCUACCAAGCUUUACCGACCCUCUAUGAGGCGACGCCUAUUUAAGAUGGAAGUUAAGAGUCGGUUCCAAUGGUGUCUGUAGUGAUAUAGUUUUACUUAAUCUCUGGUUUCUUUUCAGGUUCAAACACAGUCACUUCUCCAGUACCUACCUCUGCGGGUGCCAUACGGGCCUUGCCAAUGGCAAUUAAUAUAAUUUUUGCAUAUUGUCUACUAUUUGACAUAGUGUAAGCAGUACUAGUAAUAUAGAAUAUUAAUAGUUUUAGUUCAAAGCAGAUUAAUUAAGUGGUUUUCAAACUGAUUUGUACAGAAAUAGAUGAAAAAGAAAUGGACUAGAAGAGUAUUCGAUAAGCUCUGGCUUGAUGUAGCCCUUCCCUAGAGUCUUUCUUUUGUUAAUCACGUCGUUCUGAUGACAACUAGUUGUUUUGUCUUUGUUUGGCAUUUAUUUCCAAAAACAACAAGGUUCGUAUCGGGACUAAGGCAGUGUAUAUUUUUAAGGUUUUAUUCCAUGUUUUGACCAGCGAUUUCCAAGUAUUGCAUGACCUAGGAUUCCUGUCUAACAAUUAAACUUUGCGUCUUGCUCAUACGUUGCUGCAUCCUCGGAGACCCAGGGGCAGAUAGUGGGGGCGAGGGAAAGUCUAAACGGGCGGAAAAAUAUGGCACGAAGAAAAGUAAAGAACGGCGAGAAGAGCCCCUGGGGACAAUGUCUUACCAGACCAGUUCCAAACAGUCGCCGCCGUUCUGACUUCUGAUUGGUGCCAGAAAACUUUUGUGUUUUUCUGCCCAAUCAGAAGACAGAAAGGCGGCUAGCGUUUAGAACUGGUCUGGUAAGACAUUGUCCCCAGGGGCUCUUCUGGCCGUUCUUUACUUUUCAUUGUACCACUGGUAUUUAAUAUACGUAUUUUUUCUCUUUUCAGGGAUAGUUUGAAGAACUUUUAAUCUGGUUCCCAUGUUUUCCAAACUGCGAUUGUGUGGAAGAGUACAAAUGGAGGUUCAUCGAAUAGUUUUUAGGUCUGGGAAAGUUUGAACAUAAAAAGAUAAUAUUAGACUGUUCACAGUCCCCUAUUUUUUCGUGAGAUCGUUUAGAUAUACCGCGUCUUACCGUCACGGCUAUCUUGAUUUUCAAAUCUACCGAGUGGGCGGGCGUCGGGGAAAAAUAGAGGGACUGUAAUAACAUCACUGCAGCUCGCGUUCAAGGAGCGCGUUGUACCAGCAAC